GGUAGGGAUUUUUAUAUAGUAGAUCUAGAUAGUUCCCUAAAAAGUCCACUAAAAAUCCCUUUGUCGUGAUAAAAGAGACCCUCAUCAUUUUUGUAGGAGUGUGUAGUAUGUUUAUAGUGGGAUAUAUAUAUAUAUAUAUAUAUAUAUAUUUGAUAUGAUUUCGGAGUAGGGAAUGAGUAAAUUAUUCAAUUUGGAGUAUUUUUGUUUUUACCCGCAGCUAUGGAAAACUGUCCGGAGGACUACAGGAUCCAGUCGUUUGACCUGGAAACCCAAAUGUUGCUUAAAACAGCCUUGAAAGGUGACAUUGACGCAUUGCAAAAUUGCAGGUCAGUCGACUCAAAAUGUGAUCAUCCUACAGAUCCGGGGUCCGUGAAUCUGGAGAAGGUGUCCAACAUUAUUGUGGAUCAGUCGCUGAAGGACCAAGUGUUCAGCAAAGAGGCGGGACGCAUCUGCUACACCAUCGUGCAGGCGGAGGCCAAGCAGAACAACGGCAGCACGUUUCGGAGGAACUUGCUGAACAGGCUCCAGCAGGAGUUCAAGGAACGCGAGGAGACCCGAGCUCGAUCCCUGCAGGAGUGGGUCUGCUUGGUCACGUUCAUCUGCAACAUCUACGACUACCUCAAAGUGAACAACACGCCCAUCGUGGCCCUGGUCCAGCCCGUGUACGACUGUCUGAUGAGGCUGGCGCAGCCAGACGCUCUGAUGAAUGAAGAAGAGGUGGACUGUCUCGUUCUGCAGCUUCAUCGCAUCGGUGAGCAGCUGGAGAAGUCGAGCAGCCAGCGCAUGGACGAGCUCUUCUACCUGCUGCGCGACGGCUUCCUCCUCCAGGAAAGCCUCACCUCCAUGGCCCGCCUGCUGCUGAUGGAGAUCCUGGAGUUCAGGGCGGGGGGCUGGGUCCUCAGUGGCACGGCGCACAGAUACUACUACAGCGAAACAGACUAAAGACACCCAAAUGGGUACGGGAAUACACCAGCAAUUUUGAUUCAAGAACGUGCAAUAGAUCCCCGGAGUUCAAUUCCUGAGGUUCACACAGCCCCCUUAGUUUUUCUUUUAUUUAUUUAUUAUAGUUUUUAUAUAUCUUGAAGGCAUUCCUUUCCGGGAGAAUACAUUGCUAGGUUGAAGUUGGGAUAUUCCCGAUCAGAUUACAAGGUGGUUUGACAUCUUUUCUGACGUGUGACAAAUAGUCCAGGGAAUCAAAAUAUCUCUUGGAGUUUUGAGAAGUAUUUUAUUAUUAAAGAUUUGCAGUGCAGUUCUACCUGUGUAGUUUCUUCACCAGCUAUUAGUAAAAGUGUUAUGGUUUUAUUCAGAGAUUGUGUAUACUGUUAUUUUGUAUUAUUUGUUCCAAUAAAUCUAUUUAAAAAAAAAAAAAGUAGCCUGACCGUUCUAAAGUGAUGCAUGUCCCCUUUUAUAUGGAUGGCUCUCAAUAAAU
Messenger RNA from Phycodurus eques (leafy seadragon), 1429 nucleotides. RefSeq names its product MIF4G domain containing b (gene mif4gdb). Gene Ontology annotation, cellular component: cytosol. The coding region runs from base 220 to 942 and encodes 240 amino acids. The record is from RefSeq and is a predicted model, not a curated record. Gene Ontology annotation, molecular function: RNA binding; translation activator activity; protein binding. Gene Ontology annotation, biological process: regulation of translational initiation. Lineage: Eukaryota; Metazoa; Chordata; Actinopteri; Syngnathiformes; Syngnathidae. The transcript is spliced from 4 exons.